UCUAGGUCCUAGGAGGCUUUGGUUGGCUCGCUGGCUUGGAUUGAAGUGAAGUUGAAUUGAAAGGUGCGACCACCGCUGACGGCGAGAUUUCGCGCACAAGAAUCGUGCUCUCACGUACCGAAUUGCCGAUUUCAAAUUUUCAUUUUUUCCUUUUUUUUUAAUUUCGAGUGAAGUGAAUAUUUUGAGUGUUUGUGCUAUUAUUGGUUUUCUUCGUUAAAUAUGACAUUGUGACUGGGAACAUUUUAAUUUUUGAUUCUUAAAGGAAUAUCAUCACUCUUCUUUUAUUGCGAAGAUGAUCCAUCGUAAGAGCUUCGCAUUCAUUUUGCUGUUUCUGGUCUCCAUCUCUUCAACCGAAGAUUCUAGGCCAUGUAUAGAAAUAUCCAGAGAACUACGUUUUCCUUGCUCCUGUACUUUAGGACCUAUUGAACAAGCGUUGGAUGGAAACCCUUCGAUUGCUGUCAACUGCGAUAGAGUAGUUUUUUCGUCAGAAAUUCCUUCACUUCCCUUCGGUGCACCAAUCGUGUCGUUCAGUCAGAGAUGGGCGGGACAUCAGUCACUACCCACACAGGUCUUCACCUCCACGGAUCUUCCACUAAGAAGUAUAGAUCUUUCGGGUAAUUCUUUACGAAGACUAACAGAAAGGAUGCUACAAAGUUUGAAAGCUACACUGGUGGAACUCAGAUUGGCUGACAAUCUGCUUGGAGACACUCUAAAUCCAAUUUUCUCCACGACAGAGUUUCGGGGAUUAAGCCAUCUUCAGAUUUUAGAUUUGAGCGGUAAUAGUAUUAAAGCCAUCGAAGAAGGAAUUUUGGAAGGAUGUGAUAGUUUACAGGAGCUUUAUCUUGGGAAAAAUAGCUUCAAUUCAGUUCCAAGUUCUUCGUUAAAUGGUCCCCAUAAGCUGAGAUUGUUGUCUCUUACGGACAAUCGUAUAGAUACUGUGAAGUCAGAAGCCUUCAAAUCACAACCGUAUUUGGAAUAUCUAGACCUAAGCAAGAAUCUAAUAUCUUACAUUGAGAGUAACGCUUUUUCACCUUUAGAAAAGCUAAAGUCAUUAAAACUGACUCAUAAUAGACUUUCUAGGUUUAACAGUGACGUAUUUCAAGGAGCUGAUAAUUUACUAUUGCUAGAUUUGUCGCAGAACUACAUUAUAGAGUUUCCAAAUAUUGCCCUUAAAGCUUUUGCAAACUUGCGGUAUUUGAAUCUAUCUUCAAAUGUUAUACAGAGCCUCGAUAAUAACCAUUUAGCAAACUUAAAAGGUCUUUAUCACUUAGAUCUGAGCAGGAAUAACUUGGCAAAUAUUGUACCAGGAACUUUCUUGGGUUUAAAGCAACUGAGAAGACUGGAUAUUGGAGUUAACUCGUUAAGGACGAUUGAAGACGAUGCUUUUGAAGGUUUAGACAAUUUGGAAUUUCUUAACUUGAAAGACAACAAUAUUCUAUUGAUACCAGCUUCUGCUUUGGGACGUUUGCCGAAACUAACAUCACUUCAAUUGGACUACAACCGAGUAGCUGCUCUAUCGGCGGAUAUUUUGAGAUCUAUAGCGGAUAGAGUAACAAAACUAGUCAUAUCGAAGAAUAUAGUAAGGGAACUACCAUCUGCGUCAUUCCAGAACUUCAAUCAGCUUGAAAAUUUAGACCUAUCGAGAAAUUUAUUGAGUUCUUUAAAUUCAGAUGCGUUUUCUGGCUUAGAAAACACUUUAAUUAGCUUAGAUUUAUCCCAAAAUCGCAUAACAAAUCUAGCUGGUACUCCUCUAACGUUACUUAAGCUGCAGAAACUUGACUUGAGCGAUAACCAUCUUACGGACAUUUCCAGAAACUUUUUUACUUUACUGCCAUCCUUGCAACACCUCAAUGUCAGCAGAAAUAAGCAUCUGAACAGUAUUCCUGUUUCACUUUUGCACAAACUUAAUCAGCUGGAAGAGUUAGAUCUUAGCUAUGGAGGAGUUAAAUCUUUACCUGCAGAGUUCUUGAUAAAGUCCAAGAAUAUCCGAGAGAUAUAUUUAACGCACAACAGUAUUUUGGAAAUAUCAGAAGGUGUGUUCAGCAACAUGUCCAACAUUACAACCAUAGAUUUAUCUUUCAACAAUAUUUCCAAUAUCAAACCAAGUGCAUUUGUGAAUUUAAUGAAUAUAAGGAAGCUGAUUUUAAAGGGGAAUCAGUUGACGUCGUUCAAGGGAGAGUUUUUCAAUACGGGAACUAGCUUGGAAGUACUAGAUAUUUCUGAAAACCAACUGAGUUACCUAUUUCCCUCAUCGUUCCGGAUACAUCCACGGCUAAGAGAAAUUAGAGCAAGUAAAAACAAAUUUAACUUCUUCCCAGCUGAACUGAUAGCCAAUCUUCAAUUCUUACAACACAUAGAUCUAUCCCAAAAUCAACUUAAAGCUAUAGAAGAGUUAGAUUUUGCAAGACUACCGCGUCUCAGAUCUUUAUUGUUAACUAAAAACCAAUUGGAAUCGAUCAGUGACAUGGCCUUUCACAACUCUACUCAGCUUCAAGUGUUAGACCUAAGCUACAACAAACUGGAUCGGUUGGGAGACAGAACCUUUGAAGGUUUAGUACGACUAGAGCUUCUUGAUCUUGAAGGAAACCUAUUAACAGAUCUACCAGAGACCAUUUUUGAGAGGGUAAGACUACAGAUGCUUGAAAAUAUAAAUCUAGCCAGGAAUCUCUUUGAAGUAGCACCGUUGAAACCACUGCAAAGGCAAUACUUCUUCGUAAACUCUGUAGAUUUAUCUCAUAACAAACUUAGAGAGGUACCAGCAGAUGAUAGUAUAAUGGUGAAUAUUAAACGACUGGACUUGUCUUUUAACCCCUUAUCCAAGAACGCUAUUAAUAAUAUACUAAGCGAACCUAAAACUGUUCGGGAAAUAAAUCUAGCUGGUACGGGCAUACAAGAAGUACCGCGUUUGGAAACGCCGUUCUUAAAACACUUGAAUUUAUCACAAAAUAACGUAUCAGCCUUGGAUGUUGAUAGUUUCGAAAGAGUUACUCUGUUGGAAGAAUUGGAUUUAUCUAAUAACAGUAUUCAGGAUAUGUCAAAUUUUUCACAAAUUUGGAAAUUGCUGCAUAACUUACAAGCGUUAAAUAUUUCAUAUAAUCCAAUAGCUUCAAUUGCUAACAACGACUUCGUUGGACUAGAAAAGCUAAGAUGCCUCAGUCUACACUCUUUACUAGAAUGCGGUAGAAUUGAAAAGAACGCAUUUAAAGCAAUUCCCAACCUUUCAGUGUUGGACGUUUAUGGAUAUCCCAAAUUAGGAUACUUGGAUAUCCAGGGUUUACUUCAGAACAUGCCGCUGUUAGAAAAACUUAACAUAGAAACCAAAGAUCCAGCAAUAGGGAAAGACCAAUUGCAAUCGUUAUUACAUCCGAGACUUAAAGAAAUCGGUAUCAGAGGAUCAAGAUUAAGAAGUAUAUCUUCAGGAACAUUGUCUGGACUCAAAGGUCCCGAAGUUAUAAUUCGUUUGAUGAACACUUCCAUAACCACCCUUCCACCUGCUAUAUUUUUCCCGGUACCCAGAUCGACCAAAAUCACCCUCGACGUCACUGGAAGCCAACUCACAACAAUCAGUCCCCAAUUGUUGGCCAGUUUUGAAGACAGAAGAGGAGAUCUGAAGAUGAUUGGACUAGAAAGUAACCCUAUAAUUUGUGAUUGCAGUUCUAGGGCUUUAAGAAGGUGGUUGCCUUCACACAUGACUACCAUAAGAUGUUUAGCACCAGAACAUCUUAAAGGUAAACUUCUUGUGGAAAUUGGUGAUGAUGAGCUGACUUGCGACCCAAGAAAAAUAACCCCCACUACUGCCUCAACUUCAACUUCCAUCUUCACUAGAGGUACUAAGCUUCAUCCAAAAAUGACAGAGCCGGAAAUCAUAUGGUCGAUGCCCACGACGGAAAAAGCCAAACCCAAAAUCGCCCAAGCCGGUCAAUCCCCCAUAACCAACGACGAUACCCUAAUAAUAGGCAUAGUCGGAGGAGUAGUAGCCUUCAUAGCAAUACUUGUUAUAAUCAUCUGCAUUUUCAGACUACGAAUGAGCAAUAACCAGUAUCGGGGUGGUCCCAUAGCUGCCGGGAACCCCAUGGUUGGGGUGGUGGGUCCCGGCAGUAGUUGUGCCUGUAGUGUUAAAGGUGCUCCGUCGGUGUAUGCCGUACCUCCGUACGCGGCCGCGUAUUCAGCGACGUUGCCGCACAAAAUUACUGCCUCGGGGCAAAUUUUGAGGCCGUCCAGCUACUCUACGAUGGGACGAGUGCCAUACCAAGCUAGCGCGCAACCCUACUUCAUAGCAACGUAUCCCUCGGAUGAGAAGAUUUACCGGUAACAAAAUGUGUGACGGAUAUAGUUGUAUCCUCUGGUAGAGACAUGAUAAAAAACGUUGUGGUGAUAACAAACACUGUCUAGUAAUGAUUUAUAAGUACCUCAUAUUUGAACUACCAAUUUGUUUCUAGAUUAAACAUUAAGUUAUCAAAAAAAAUGUUGCACUAUAAAAGUGUCUACAGAAGUAAAAACUUUUAUAAUGAAGCCUGGAAAACAUCUUUGGUAUUUAGUCACUUGCAAAUUUCUUUUUUUUUUCAGUUGUUUAUUUUUUUAAAUAACCUCAAAAUGUUAACUAUUUAUUUCUAAUUAUGACUUUAAUCAUGCCAAGUUUAUAGGUCUGGAUCGCGCGUAUGAAAAAAAAGUUGAUUAAUAGCAAGCUGAAAAUUUGUUAACAGAUUAAGGGUGUCCAGUCGGACAAACUUUGAUGUACGGGAACACUGGAACAGGGGAAGUUUUAAUUGUGGAACAAUUUAAACAUUUGGAACGUCAGACCACGAAAACGUCCCAUGCAUUUUGUCGGACAGAACUUCCAAUUGAUUUGUUACCCUUUCAUUAAACUCCCAUGCAAAAAUCAGACUGCUAUUUGUCACCUGUCAUAAUUCCUGUCAUUUGACAUGUUCUACGUGUGCCACUCAUUAAAAUGCCCAGUUGGUGAUAAAUAGCAGUCUGAUUUUUGCAGGACAGUUUAAUGAAAGAGUAACAAAUUAAUUGGAAGUUCUGUCCGACAAAAUACAUGGGACGUUUUCAUAGUCUGACAUUCCAAAUUCUUAACCUGUUCCACAAUUAAAACUUCCCCUGUUCCAGUGUUCCCAUACAUCAAAGUUUGUCCGACUAGACACCCUUAAACUAUUAAAAAAUUUUCAGCUUGCUAUUAUUCAACUUUUUUCAUACGUGGGAUCCAGACCUAUUAUGUUAAUAAUUGCAACUUAAUAAUUUAUAAAAUACUAAAAAAGUCUUAUCAAAUAAAAUCAAAUGUAUGCAACUUACGAUACAUUGGCCGAUUUUAAAAAAAUAUACCCUUUUACAGCUUACCUAUCCCCUCUGUGGCUUAGUGGUAAGAGAGCCUACCUUUCGAUUCAAGGAUUGUGAGUUCGAAUCCCAGUUGGGUUGAAAACUAUUCUUUAUUAAAAAUUUAAUAAAUAAAAAUAAGUUCUAUCCUUGUGGGAUCGGUACUCACCUGAGGGACCGCAGACUUCGGAUUCAAUUACCAUGUCUUUGUAAAGACAAUAAAGUCAACUUUACUAAGUAACAAGACACUUACUCAACAUAAACACUACACAUUACACUAUUGGGACCGUGCAAGUUCGGCAAAGCGACCUCUAUUUCUACGCUCUGUACUUUUAUUCGCACUUUUAAUUAUAUUGGCCAAUUAUAUUAGUCCUGGUUGCUGGAUAAUUGUCAAGACCAUAGUCCAAAAAAAUAAUAAGAAGAAAAAAAUAAGAUGCAGGUUAUGUUUAGCAAACGUAAACAAUUGUAUGUAGUAAAUAAAAUCCGUUAUUAAAAUGCAGUAUUGCAAGCAAAAUACAAUUAAUUAAAUUUACCUUUAUAUAAUAAUUGCAUAUCAUAUCAAUAUUGUGGAGCAAUAUAUAAUUUUUCUAAGUCAAUGACAGAAGGUAUGAAAUAUACGUCAAUUUGACAAUUUCAAUUGACAAUAUGAAUUAUUUAAGAUAGUUGCAAUAUUUCUCCGCGACUCGCGCACGGUCGUUUCUCGUUUCCCUUUCCAAGUACUUGCACACCGCGAUUGCAAUAUGAACUGUACCAUGCCUAUGGCCUUAGUUGUCGAGGCAUUUAAGCUAAAUAAAAAAUAAAUAAAGCUUACCUAUAAAAGUUUUCACUUCAAAAUAUGCUUCUUUAUACGAGGGACGUCAAAUGUUGGAAUGUCUAAUACUUAAUAAAAGCGAAAAGUGAAUAUAAUGAUAUUUACGGGAUAUGUGCCAAAAUUUGUUAUCUCGUUAAGGGCAGUACACAUUUUAUGAGAAAAUCAUUGCUCAAUCGAAUAAAACUUUUUAAUAAAGUGGGCGGCGGCCAUGUACAAAAAUUCUCAAGAAAAUUUUAUUUUUGUAAUUACAUUUAUAUUUAUGUGUAAAAAAUAACUUAAAUAAAUAUAUCAACAUUA
This is a messenger RNA of Diabrotica virgifera virgifera (western corn rootworm), 6424 nucleotides long. RefSeq names its product chaoptin. The record is from RefSeq and is a predicted model, not a curated record. Bases 293 to 4312 code for a protein of 1339 amino acids. NCBI's taxonomy places the organism in Eukaryota, Metazoa, Arthropoda, Insecta, Coleoptera, Chrysomelidae. The transcript is spliced from 10 exons. Gene Ontology annotation, molecular function: protein binding.